AUGCAGACUUUUGCUCUACUUGCCCUGACGGGCUUCACAUCGCUCGUUCAGUCGACUCCAGUGGCCCCCGCGCAACCACGCUCGCUCCCUCAAGCCAGACCGCACAUCCAGACUCGACAGGCUAACAACUCGUCGAGUCCUGCGUGUGCUCAGGUCUCGCAAGCCAUCUACGGAGAUGGAACCACAGUUGCCAACCAGGUCGUGCCCGCUGGAAUCGCAUGGGACUGCAUCAACAGCGUGCCGUUCAACGCGACCUCUGGCAAGCUCCUCAUCGAGUCUCUCAAGCCCUACAUGGAGUGGCAGAGCACCCUCACGGUCUUGAAGAACCCACCUGCGGAGUACGUCGACAAAGUCCAGCCUGCAGUCGACAUCAUGGGCGGUCUUGACCAGAUCGCCAGCGACAUCGACGCUGGUAAAUUCACCAACGAAUACGACUUUGGCUGGGCUCUGUACACUUUGAUCCAGAGUGCUCACGACGGUCACUUCUCCUACGUCCCGGACUCAGUCGGUGGCAUCUUCCAGUGGGGCCGUAACGUACCGCUGGUGUCUGUCUCUGAGGAUGGCGAGCAACUUCCUGCCGUGUUUGCCUUUGAAGAUGUCCUAGGCCUCCAAUACAAGAACAUCUCGUACACCCCAUCAGCCGUCGUCAAGAUCGACAACACCGAAACAACCGAGUUCCUGCAGACUUUGAGUCAGCUCGGAUCUCUCCAGGAUCGUGAUGCUCUGUACAACAACGUCUUCUACGAGCUUGCACAGGUCAGUCUGGGCGAGUCAGGCAGCGGAACCGGUAUGUUUACUGGCGGUGGCCGCGGUCGUUACGUGUACCCCGGCGCAACCACUACUUUCAGCUUCGCCAAUGGUACCGAACGCACUAUACAGAACUACGCUCGUGCACGGUACGACUUCCGGAAUGUCAACACUGGAGAGGAUCUUGCCAAGAGAUGGUUCAGCUAUGGCAGUGCAGCAUCUGCGCAGGCAGCAUCGCAGGAGGCCGAGACAGUAUCGACAGCAGCAUCUGCCGCUACAGCACCUGGAUACCCCGACCCCGUCUCUCUAGGGCCGUUCAACCUCAUCAACGGUUACUACAUUGAAGAUGCUGGAUACGCUGAUGUGGCUGUUCUUUCCAUUCCCAACUUUGUGGGUAGCUCGUCCGCCGGUGUUCCCUUCCAGAAGACUUCGCAGGAGUUCCUCGCAAAGGCGCUUGCAGACGGAAAGACCAAGCUGAUCCUCGAUCUCCAAGCCAAUGGAGGCGGUACCAUUCUGCAAGGUUAUGACUUGUUCAAGCAGCUGUUUCCUGACUACGACCCUUACGGCGCCAACCGUUACCGUGCUACCGAAGCUGCAGACUUGAUCGGUCAGUCGUACAGCAAGUACGCUUCCCAGGCUCCCCGAGGGGCCAACAAAUCGCUCUCGACUGCCCAGUCAUCCUACUUCGACUAUCACCAGGAUAUGACGGUAGACGCAGAGCCUUUCACAUCUUGGGCAGAGAAGUUUGGUCCCCAUGAGGUCAACGGAGACAAGUACACGACACUCGCGCGCUGGAAUCUCUCCGACUACUACACAAGCGUCAGCUCUGGCGGCAUCAACAUCACCGGCUACGGACCUCUUGCCAACAUCUCGGGACCGCCGAAGUUCAAACCUGAGAACAUGGUCAUCGUUACUGACGGAUACUGCGCUUCGACCUGCACGAUCUUCAGCGAAUUCCUGACGAAACAGGCCGGUGUCAAGACGAUUGCAAUGGGAGGACGCAGCAACAAGGACGCCAUCCAGGCUAUCGGCGGCGUCAAGGGGGUCAACAACUACCAAUUUGGGUACAUUCAACAGGCCGCUCAAUAUGCCAUCCGAUACAACCCUGCGGUCAACGAGUCGAUUCUCCGCACAGAUUUCGAGAGCGAUAUGCCGUUCUAUCGCGCAGCUGGAGGCGUGUCGCCUGGAGUCAAUGUCCGCGACGGCCUUGCUCAAAACGAUACGAGUGGCAUCGCCUUGCAGUUUGUGUACGAGGAGGCUGACUGCCGCCUGUACUACACCCCAGAGAUGACGGUCGACAUCACAGCGCUCUGGAAGGCGGCUGCUGACGUGCAGUGGGGUCAGGGUGGCAAGUGCGUGGCUGGAGGAAACUACAGUCAGAAGCGCAGCCUUGGAGCCACGACGAAGCUGAAGCCUCGCCGCGUGCGUGUCUCGCAAGCUGUUGCGGUUCAGAAGGUGCAGUCGUUCGAGAACAGCUAUGGUCUGGAGACGAACUGUCACAUGAAGGGAGAUGGCUUCAUGCACCCCUAG
Messenger RNA from Ascochyta rabiei, 2277 nucleotides. RefSeq lists its product as uncharacterized. Bases 1 to 2277 code for a protein of 758 amino acids. The record is from RefSeq and is a predicted model, not a curated record. NCBI's taxonomy places the organism in Eukaryota, Fungi, Ascomycota, Dothideomycetes, Pleosporales, Didymellaceae. The transcript is spliced from 2 exons. Gene Ontology annotation, molecular function: serine-type peptidase activity. Gene Ontology annotation, biological process: proteolysis.